AUGCUGUGCUACCGCAAGCGUUCGAGGACGGAGCUUAAGGAGAUGCCGUGGGAUCGGUGGCUGUCGAGCCCCGUCCCUAAGGUGGAGGAGAAGCUGAUUGCGCUAAACUCGUGUUACGGGUUCGUCACGAGGUAUAGCGUCCCGGGCGGCCAGAAGCAGACGCUGAGGUACCCCAAGCACGUCAAGGGCCACAUCACGGUGUUUCCGAACAAUGUACAAGAAUUGGUGACGAAAGUGCUGCCGCACCCUCUCCUGCAGGUGAUGGACGAGAUCCACAUCUCGUGGCAGGGGGCGGUAAAGCCGACACCGAGCGACCUAUCGAGUCUCUUAGAAACAACCCACUAUGCCGAGAUCGAGAUCGACGCGGCUGAGAUGGAGAGCUGGGGAGAGUCGGCCCACGGGGUGCCGCCGUCGGUGUACGGGCGCCUGGAGCGGAACGAGCCGUCGGCAUGGGAGAAGACGCGGACGGCGCAUAUCGUGCCGCCCACGGAGCGGGCCAUGGACGACGAGGGCGCGGUAGAGAUCGAAGAAGUCCUGUCUCUGCUCAACCAAGGGAGGAAGCGCGACGAUUCUCGAGGACGACGAGCCAGAGUCAAUCGAGACGGGCCGCCCGACGUCGCCGACGUGGAUAAAUUGCGCUUCGCAUGUGAUGCCGUCCGCGAAGGGCGGGCGACGACGGCGGCGCGGGUCCGAGGACGCGUUCGCCGCGGCGAUGACUUCGCCGACUCGUUCGAAGCCUCCUUUUCGCGAAGACCUUUCCACGCUGUUGCCAUUUGGCGCAGAGGCACCGCCGACAUACGCGAGCGGGAGGCCGCGACGCGAGAGCUCGUGUCGUCUCGGAACAUGAGCCUUCGGACCUGGGCCGACACGGUGUUACGACGCCACGGUGGCCGGUUCGCGACGCACCACAUCUUCGCCUUCCUCGUCUUUAAUAUAGGCGUGCGGUCGAGGAACCGCCGCGUCAGCAUGCUAAGCGUGACGAGGAAGAACUUCCGCAAGGUGGAGCGCAUCGUACGGUCGCUAACCGCGGACGGAUUGGCGGCGGCCAGGGCCGAGCUAGAGAGCACAGGCAAGACGACCGAUGAUGCGGUGAAGGAGCUGCUCAGGAGCCUUUCGCUGUAUGGCGUACCGCGCGCGCGACCCGAAGCGGCCGAGGAGUUCCUACGAAGCCUCGAUAAGGCGUUCAAACGUGUGCGGCUGUCCGUGUCCGACCCGAUGAGCUCGGCCGUCUUCUUCCACCGCGAGAUGACGCUGUUCUUCGAGCAUUACGUCAAUGCCGGGAACGGCGGGGAACAAGCGGCAUACCGCGAGCGAAUCGUCCGCUACGUCGAUAGUGUCUUCAGCGAGGACCUGGACCAGGAAGGGUUCUGCGCCGUCGAGGCAGAGCGUUCGGUGACGUCCGAUAUCUCGUCCCUGCUGAACAGGGCCGAUCAGUUCUCGGCCUCGUUCGAGGAGGAAGCCAACUUCUGCGCCGGCGCGACCCAGAUCCAUACCCACAGCCCGACAUGCGUCAAGUACUCCCUCGGCAGCAAGGGGCGGAAGGGCGCCGACCUCUGUCGCUUUAAGGCACCGUGGGAGCGGGUCGAGGAGACGACCCUGUCAGCGGACGGCGUGCUGCGGAUCCGCAGAACACAUCCCAUGCGGAAGACCAUGGCGCUCGUCUACUACGUGACCAAUUACGCGACUAAGGUGGAGGACCCGACGUGGAAGCGCGUCGCCGCCGCCGCCGAACUGCUGCCCGUCGUGUCGGCCGGUAGUCAGCCGGGUGCCGGGGAUGACGUAAGUAGCGGCGUCGUCGGCGACGGCGAUGGAAGGAAAAACAAGACGCGGCAGUUUCUCAUGAGAGUGGCGAAUCGGGUGUUCACGGAGCGGGCGCUGUCCGCCUGGGCGUACCUGAACGUGUCGGUGCUAUACUGGCACGUCUCGAGGCUCUGGCGACACCUUCGGCAGCAGAGCGGCACCGCGGCGGUCGAAGACGUGUCCGUCGCGGACGAGUCGGUCGUCGUCGAACAAGCAGGCGAGAGGAUCAGUUUCGCCGAGGCUAUCAUCAUCGCGGACAUGUCCUACGAGGCUUGUGCCUAUACGACUAUGUUUCGCUCGUCAGGCUCCAACGCACUGGGUCCAGGUGCUAAGGCGGCCGGAAAGUACGCCGUCGUCUGCCUCGACGGCUACCUAAGCAAGGGUUUCGAGCAGGACGACGAGGAAUCGGCUCAUCGCAGGGCUGCCGUCCAGCAUCUUGCGCUAUUUGUGCCGUGGGAAGCCUUUCUCGGCGAAGAAGAAGGGACAUCAAUGAGAUAUGGAGGCGGGCGCGAGAGCUGCCGCCGAGAAUCUCGUGCCUCGUCGACAACGUUCAACUGCUCCGGCGAUCACGGCGGGAUCGCGCGAGCUCUCGGCAUGAUACAGCAGCUGUGCCGCUUCCAGCAGUCAGCGCUGGCCUCGACCGCCGAGCUCGAGGCCUCCAUCGUCAGGGAACGGGGCGGGAGGCGCAUCGACUUGCCGGGGCGGGUCUUUUCCGGGGCCGCGGUGCCGCCGCAGGACCAGGUCAAGGCCAUCAAGUCGCAGCAGACGAGCGCCUCGAGGGAGAGGGUGAAGAUGAUACAGGGUAUACAAAGCAUGGCCACGGCCCACGGCACCGAUCGUGGCGCGGCGGAGCGGAGUGUGACCGGCUUCGGCGAGGAAGGCGUGCAGAUAACGGCGGCGGAAGCCGAGGAGACGGCAGGUAACGCCGAGGCCGGCAUGGAAGUCCGCCUCGGCCCGUCGACCUCGUUCCUCGAGGCCGGAAAAGGCUUGACGAGACGCUUGACGCUAAACAGGAAACAGGCCAUCGCCUUGUCCAUAAUAUGCCGCCACCUUGACUUGAUGCGGCGAGGAGACGGAGGCGAUGUCGGCCAGCUCUGUCAGUUCGUCGGCGGCGAGGGCGGUACCGGCAAGUCGCGCGUCAUCGAAGCACUCGUCGGCCUCUUUGCCGCUAAGGGCAUCUCGAGCCGGCUGCUGAUCACGGCGACGUCGGGGACCGCGGCGGCCCGGGUCAACGGUAUCACCAUCCACCCGCCUGCGGCUUCACCAGGACCAAGGGCCGGGCGCGAACACGGCGAGGAGGUCGACGGCGUACGGCUGCCGAGGCAGGCGGAGCGGUUCGUCGACGGCGAGUCCCGCAUGGACUGGCAGGACAAGGAGGUGCUCGUCAUCGACGAGUUCCGCCCGGUCCAGGAAAGGUCGAUCCUACUGCCGAGCUCGGCCGUCUCGUGGGACGAGGACUACUCGUUCAGGGCCGAGCAGCGCCACCAGCACGACAAGGCGCACGCGCUGUGGAAGCGGUUCACCACUGUCGUCAUGCUGGACGAGCAGAUGCGCGCCGCCGGCGACCCGGAGCUGCAGAGGCUGCUAAAGCGGAUCCGACUGGGCGUGCAGGAUCACACCGACCUAGACCUCCUUAACUCAAGAUGCUACCGGGAAGGCAGGCGAAUCCCGUGGGAGACAGGCAUCACCGUGGUCACGCCGCUAAAUAGGAACCGGUGGAAUCUCAACAUGGAGGCGAGCUUAGCAUUCCAGAUGCAACGACGUUUGACGAUACGCAUCUUCAUCUCCGAGCAUAAGUGGAAGGAGGGGCUGCCGACCGAGGAAGAGGCCAUCAUGAUGCUAAACCAGGGCGACGACAGCGCGACCCCAGUGCCGGGCGUCUUUAUGUUUGUGGCCGGGAUGCCGGUCGUCGUGAACCACAACACCCACCAGGGGCUGAAGCUGGUGAACGGCGCCAGCUACACGGCGGCCGAGGUCAUCGUCGACAAGGUGCACCCGGCGCAUCGCAUCUCGGCCGAUAUGGCGAUCCACUUCGGCCGCCGGCGGCGAUCAUACUAG
This is a messenger RNA of Hirsutella rhossiliensis, 3858 nucleotides long. RefSeq names its product ATP-dependent DNA helicase PIF1. Lineage: Eukaryota; Fungi; Ascomycota; Sordariomycetes; Hypocreales; Ophiocordycipitaceae. The transcript is spliced from 15 exons. Bases 1 to 3858 code for a protein of 1285 amino acids. The record is from RefSeq and is a predicted model, not a curated record.